CUGCCAACCUCACCAGCGCCGUUCAGGAAUUCUGGGAGUAAGAACAAGUCGUUUUAUUUCAAUUUUUUAUUUUGAUAUGCAUGGUAUUUUGGCUGUGGUUGGACCAUGCAGUGUUACUGGUGUAAAACAAUGAGUCAUGGGGUUGAAAAAUAAUUCAUGAAUACAUUUCAUUGACUGGUAGAUUGGUUGAUUGAUUGAUUGUGUUGUCCUAUAGACGUAACAUGCACCAGUUGACAGACGGUCUGGAGAAGCCUGGGGAGAUCAGAGCGCCUCUGGCCAUCACGCUGGCCAUCGCCUGGGUCCUCGUCUAUUUCUGUAUCUGGAAAGGUGUCGCCUGGACCGGGAAGGUAGGAGGCUGCCACCGACUAAAUUGAUAGGGUAGGGGCUUAAGAUGCUAAAUCCACUUGGGAAUCUUGACAUUCGAUUUUGUCUGCCAUAUUGGAUUUUGGAGGAUAAUCCAACAUGCCCCCCCCCCCCCUGGUUUAUUUGCAAACGUAGGAGGCAUGGCUACAGAUUCAAAAUCCAUAGAGAGACCUUUGACUGGAAAAAAAUUACAGUUGAUCUGUGCCUGGGCCCUGUCUCUAAUAACGAGUAUUAAGUAGUUAAAUGCAUCUGUUAAAGGUCAACUGCCCCUUACAACCAACUUGUCUGGUUUUUAACGGCCUAUGUGGCAUCGAUAUGAGUCAGAAACAUUAACAGAAACAUGAAUAAAAGCCAGUGACUUCAAAGUGUAAAUAGGAUAAUUUUGGUCAUAAAGUCGGUCUUGUCCAAAACUGAAUUUUGUAAGUGAGUUCAUCACGACUUAUUGGAGGGUAGGGUAGGGAGUACGAUCAUGCACACUUGCCCAGUGUCCACUGACACGAGAGAAGCAGUGCUGAUUUGCGCUCUAUCAACUGGUUGCGCGCUAUCCAAUCAUAGAAGCCAGAACCUCCAGAAAGUGAGACAGACCUGCCCAGUACGCAGCGCCUCAGACUUUUACAAAAGACAACACGUCACCAAUGUUAUGUUGAAAUAACCCUAGGCCCUAAGCCCUUUAUGGACUGAUCACUCGCUGAUGUGUUUGACAGUGUCAAUCACUCAAGUCUGCAACUAUUUUUUUGGGGGGGGGCAAAAUGAGAAUUGAGACGAUCAGAGAGAGCACUUGUAUCCCAACUGCAACUUGUUUUGUAAUAUGAUUCCCUAUUAAACACUACCAGACAGACACACACUCUGGUAAUUGAUAGUGAGAAAGUUGUAAAAACGCACACAAGUCGCCACUCGCCAGUGACUUGAUAAGCUGAUUGUGGCCUGGCUGCUCAAUGUGCCUGCUAGCUGCUGACUAUUUUAAAGAAGUGACUAUUUUGAGGAAGUGGCUAUGUUGUUGCUACGUUGAAUCAGGAGGGACAAACAACAGUACCUGCCAUGGGUACGAUAUGCGAACAUAAUCCACCCACCCACAUCAAACCAAACCCCCAAGACAACUCUAGUUUGGCUUCAGUCAUGGCAGUUAAAUGACCAAAUCUCACUCUAGUGGCCUCAUGGGUGGAAUGUUAUUAAUAUAUUUCAUUAUUUCAUAAUUAAUCCACUUUUUUUUCUCAACUUUGAAAAUCUGGUGUUUCUACAGUGGCUUGCGAAAGUAUUCACCCACCUUGGCAUUUUUCCUAUUUUGUUGCCUUACAACCUGGAAUUAAAAUGGAUUUUUUUGGGGGGGCUUGUAUCAUUUGAUUUACACAACAUGCCUACUUUGAAGAUGCAACAUUUAUUUUUUAUUGUGAAACAAACAAGAAAUAAGACAUAAAAACAGAAAACUUGAGCGUGCAUAACUAUUCUAAACCCCCCCCCCCCCCCCACAAAGCCAAAACUUUGUAGAGCCACCUUUUGCCGUAAUUACAGCUGCAAGUCUCUUGGGGUAUGUCUCUAUAAGCUUGGCACAUCUAGCCACUGGGAUUUUUGCCUAUUCUUCAAGGCAAAACUGCUCCAGCUCCUUCAAGUUGGAUGGGUUCUACUGGUGUACAGCAAUCUUUAAGUCAUACCACAGAUUCACAAUUGGAUUGAGGUCUGGGCUUUGACUAGGCCCUUCCAAGACAUUUAAAUGUUUCCCCUUAAACCACUAAAGUGUUACUUUAGCAGUAUGCUUAGGGUCAUUGUCCUGCUGGAAGGUGAACCUCCGUCCCAGUCUCAAAUCUCUGGAAGACUGAAACAGGUUUCCCUCAAGAAUUUCCCUGUAUUUAGUGCAAUCCAUCAUUCCUUCAAUUCUGACCAGUUUCCCAGUCCCUGCCGAUGAAAAACAUUACAUUUACAUUUUAGUCAUUUAGCAGACGCUCUUAUCCAGAGCGACUUACAGUUAGUGAAUACAUGUUUUAUUUAAUUUUUUAUACUGGCCCCCCGUGGGAAUCGAACCCACAACCAUGGCGUUGCAAACGCCAUGCUCUAUCAACUGAGCUACAUCCCUGCUGGCCAUUCCUUCCCCUACCCUGGAUGACGCUGGGCCAAUUGUGCGCCGCCCAUGAGUCUCCCGGUCGCGGCCGGCUGCGACAGAGCCUGGAUUCGAACCAGGAUCUCUAGUGGCACAGUUAGCACUGCGAUGCAGUGCCUUAGACCACUGCGCCACUCAGGACACCACAGCAUGAUGCUGCCACCACCAUGCUUCACUGUGGGGAUUGUGUUCUCGGGGUGAUGAGAGGUAUUGGGUUUGAGCCAGACAUAGCGGUUUCCUUGAUGGCCAAAAAGCUCAAUUUUAGUCUCAUCUGACCAGAGUACCUUCUUCAAUAUGUUUGGGGAGUCUCCCACAUGGCUUUUGGCCAACACCAAACGUGUUUGCUUAUUUAUUUCUUUAAGCAAUGGCUUUUUUCUGGCCACUCUUCCAUAAAGCCCAGCUCUGUGGAGUGUACGGCUUAAAGUGGUCCUAUGGACAGAUACUCCAAUCUCCGCUGUGGAGCUUUGCAGCUCCUUCAGGGUUAUCUUUGGUCUCAUUGUUGCCUCUCUGAUUAAUGCCCUCCUUGCCUGGUCCGUGCAUUUUGGUGGGCGGCCCUCUCUUGGCAGGUUUGUUGUGGUGCCAUAUUCUUUCCAUUUUUUAAUAAUGGAUUUAAUGGUGCUCUGUGGGUUUCUGAUAUUUUUUAUAACCCAACCCUGAUCUGUACUUCUCCACAACUUUGUCCUUGACCUGUUUGGAGAGCUCCUUGUUCUUCAUGGUGCCGCUUGCUUGGUGGUGCCCCUUGCUUAGUGGUGUUGCAGACUCUGGGGCCUUUCAGAACAGGUGUCUAUAUACUGAGAUCAUGUGACCGAUCAUGUGACACUUAGAUUGCACACAGGUGGACUUUAUUUAACUAAUUAUGUGACUUCUGAAGGUAAUUGGUUGCACCAGAUCUUAUUUAGGGGCUUCAUAGCAAAGGGGGUGAAUACAUAUGCACGCACCACUUUUCCGUUAUUUAUUUUGUAUACAUUUUUGAAACAAGUUAUUUUGACUAUUUUGUGAAAUCCAAAUAAAAAUACAUUUAAAUUACAGGUUGUAAUGCAACAAAAUAUGAAAAACGCCAAGGGGGAUGAAUACUUUUGCAAGGCACUGUAGAAAAUCCGGUGUUUCUAUGUCAAACGGUUUUGUUAUAUUCCAGUCUUCUGUGAUGUAUAUAAAGUAUAAUAUUGGGAUGCAAACUCAAAAUGUAAUAUAUUUCAACUCUACAGUGAGGGAAAAAAGUAUUUGAUCCCCUGCUGAUUUUGUACUUUUGCCCACUGACAAAGAAAUGAUCAGUCUAUAAUUUUAAUGGUAGGUUUAUUUGAACAGUGAGAGACAGAAUAACAACAAAAAAAUCCAGAAAAACGCAUGCCAAAAAUGUUAUAAAUUGAUUUGCAUUUUAAUGAGGGAAAUACGUAUUUGACCCCCUCUCAAUGAGAAAGAUUUCUGGCUCCCAGGUGUUUUUUAUAAAGGUAACGAGCUGAGAUUAGGAGCACACUCUUAAAGGGAGUGCUCCUAAUCUCAGUUUGUCACCUGUAUAAAAGACACCUGUCCACAGAAGCAAUCAAUCAAUCAGAUUCCAAACUCUCCACCUUGGCCAAGACCAAAGAGCUCUCCAAGGAUGUCAGGGACAAGAUUGUAGACCUACACAAGGCUGGAAUGGGCUACAAGACCAUCGCCAAGCAGUUUGGUGAGAAGGUGACAACAGUUGGUGCGAUUAUUCGCAAAUGGAAGAAACACAAAAUAACUGUCAAUCUCCCUCGGCCUGGGGCUCCAUGCAAGAUCUCACCUUGUGGAGUUGCAAUGAUCAUGAGAACGGUGAGGAAUCAGCCCAGAACUACACGGGAGGAUCUUGUCAAUGAUCUCAAGGCAGCUGGGACCAUAGUCACCAAGAAAACAAUUGGUAACACACUACGCCGUGAAGGACUGAAAUCCUGCAGCGCCCGCAAGGUCCCCCUGCUCAAGAAAGCACAUAUACAGGCCCGUCUGAAGUUUGCCAAUGAACAUCUGAAUGAUUCAGAGGAGAGCUGGGUGAAAGUGCUGUGGUCAGAUGAGACCAAAAUUGAGCUCUUUGGCAUCAACUCAACUCACCGUGUUUUGAGGAGGAGGAAUGCUGCCUAUGACCCCAAGAACACCAUCCCCACCGUCAAACAUGGAGGUGGAAACAUUAUGCUUUGGGGGUGUUUUUCUGCUAAGGGGACAGGACAACUUCACCGCAUCAAAGGGACGAUGGACAGGGCCAUGUACCGUCAAAUCUUGGGUGAGAACCUCCUUCCCUCAGCCAGGGCAUUGAAAAUGGAUCGUGGAAGGGUAUUCCAGCAUGACAAUGACCCAAAACACACGGCCAAGGCAACAAAGGAGUGGCUCAAGAAGAAGCACAUUAAGGUCCUGGAGUGGCCUAGCCAGUCUCCAGACCUUAAUCCCAUAGAUAAUCUGUGGAGGGAGCUAAGGGUUCGAGUUGCCAAAUGUCAGCCUCGAAACCUUAAUGACUUGUAGAAGAUCUGCAAAGAGGAGUGGGACAAAAUCCCUCCUGAGAUGUGUGCAAACCUGGUGGCCAACUACAAGAAACAUCUGACCUCUGUGAUUGCCAACAAGGGUUUUGCCACCAAGUACUAAGUCAUGUUUUGUAGAGGGGUCAAAUAUUUAUUUCCCUCAUUAAAAUGCAAAUCAAUUUAUAACAUUUUUGACAUGCGUUUUUCUGGAUUUUUGUUGUUGUUAUUCUGUCUCUCACUGUUCAAAUAAACCUACCAUUAAAAUGAUAGACUGAUCAUGUCUUUGUCAGUGGGCAAACGUACAAAAUCAGCAGGGGAUCAAACAUUUUUUCCCCUCACUGUAUAUCUGACAUGGUACAGGUGUCCUCUUUUUUUAAAGUCCAUAACCAUGUGUGUGAGGUGUAUACUUUUGUUUCAAAGUAGAUUUGUUUAAGACUACCAAGAAACACAGUGUCACCCUGAUUUAGCCCUCUGCAAUAAAUGAAUGAGAAAUCUUCAAAACUAGGCCAAAUCAGGAAGUACAGUCACCCUUUAAGUCGGUGUUUGCAUAAUUCCAUUGUUUUGUAUUCUAACGAGUGUCUCCCUCGCUCCCUGUUUCAGGUGGUGUACUUCUCAGCAACGUACCCCUACUUCAUGCUCUUCAUCCUCUUCUGCCGCGGCAUCACUCUCCCCGGAGCCAUCGAUGGAAUCCUCUUCUAUAUCACGCCCAACUUUGAAAAGCUCAAAGAAUCAGAGGUAGCUAGCCUUUAUCAGUGAACAACAAAUACAGAGCGAGGAAGGAUGCUGAUUGCUGUAUGUGAUGCUGUGAUUUGCAGUGUGUUUUGACUUGCAGUGUGUUUUGACUUGCAGUGUGUUUUGACUUGCAGUGCGUUUUGACUUGCAGUGCAUUUUGACAUACUGUGUGUUUUGACUUGCAGUGCGUUUUGACUUGCAGUGUGUUUUGACUUGCAGUGCAUUUUGACUUGCAGUGUGUUUUGACUUGCAGUGCGUUUUGACUUUCAGUGCGUUUUGACUUGCAGUGUGUUUUGACUUGCAGUGCAUUUUGACUUGCAGUGCAUUUUGACUUGCAGUGUGUUUUGACUCUCUGUCUCUGUUCUUGUCAGGUGUGGUUGGAUGCUGCCACUCAGAUCUUUUUUUCUUAUGGGCUGGGUCUGGGAUCACUGAUCGCUCUGGGAAGCUACAACCCCUUCAAUAAUAAUGUUUACAGGUAGGUUUAUAUCUUUAAUACCUCUCAAUCCAGCUCUUUACUGCAGCUUAUAUUCUGCCUCUGCCAAUGAUGUGUGGACCUAUGUCAAUGGAUUAUUCUGCUGUAAGAUAGAGGUGAGAGAGAGAGAGAAUGAGAGAGUGAGAGAGAGAAAGAGAGAGAGAAUGAGAGAGAGAGAGAGAGAGAUGAGAGAAGAUGAAGACGAAAUGGACGAGAGAGAAGAGAGACGAGAUAGUAGAGAGACGAGAGAGAGAAGCAGAGGAAGAUAUCUAAGAGAGAUCGAGAGCUACGAGCUAGCUCUGUACUCUAGCUCUCAGAGCGCUCGAUCGCUCCUCUCGAUCAUCUAUAUCGAACUCUCUCCUGCUCUCUCGCUGCUCUAUCUCUCUCUCUUCUCUCUCUCGUUCUCUAUCUCAUGCACAUCCCUCUCAUCGAAUUCUCUCAUUCUCUCUCUCCUUAGCAUCUCUCUCUCCUCCUCUCUCCUCCCUCCUCUCCUCCAUCUGCACCUCCCUCGCUCCUCCUCUCCUCCUCCCUCUGCUACUCUCCUCCAAUGAAUCGACGGUAUAAACUCCCAAUCUCUGACAUGCCAUGGUCAUCCAUUCUUGCAUACCUCUCUGCUCCAUGCAAAUCUCAUCCUGCCAUCCCUCACUCCCUCCCUCCCUCCCUCCCUCCCUCCCCUCCCUCCCUCCCUCCCCUCCCCUCCCUCCCUCCCUCCCUCCCUCCCUCCCUUCCAAAGGAAAUGCGCUGUGGUUUGAUAAGGCUUCCAUAUCAGUGUGCCAACAGCCAUUCCAAUCCAUGCUUUGUCUUUCUCUCUCCCUGCAGAGAUUCUGUCAUUGUGUGCUGCAUCAACUCGUUCACCAGCAUGUUCGCUGGCUUGGUCAUCUUCUCCAUUGUGGGCUUCAUGGCCAACGUGACUAAGAGACCUAUAAUAGAAGUAGCAGCCUCAGGUAAUCACUAUUGCUAUUGCUAAUUGCUAUUAUAUAGAUAUAGAUAUAUAGACUAUUGAUGUGGAUCUUAGUGGAACAAUAAAGCAUUUAAUGCUACGAUUUACACGAUACACGAUUUCGCCAAGUUUUUUCCAUCCCAGACUAAUUUUCAUGAUUGGGGUGAAAUCCUAUAAACUGUUUUUAAGAUACCAAGGAUCAUUUAGCUAUUGGAUUAAAAAUUUUGGACACUUUUUUUUUGUUGAUGAAACAUUGAAUAUGGCCUUACUGCUAUUAACCCAUAGAAAUGCAUUGAAUAACAGCUUCACACAUGGAUUAACAGAUAGUCCCCCAAAAAAAUCUAAAGGAAAUUUGUUCUGAAGUUUCUGUCCUAUAUCUGAGAGAUACAUGUGAAAGAUCAGGAAACUAUAUACACUACCGUUCAAAAGUUUGGGGUCACUUAGAAAUGUCCUUGUUUUCCAUGAAAACAUACAGUGGGGAAAAAAAGUAUUUAGUCAGCCACCAAUUGUGCAAGUUCUCCCACUUAAAAAGAUGAGAGAGGCCUGUAAUUUUCAUCAUAGGUACACGUCAACUAUGACAGACAAAUUGAGAUUUUUUUUCUCCAGAAAAUCACAUUGAAAUCAAUCACUUUGAUUUGUUACUUUGGUCCCAGCUCUCUGCAGGUCAUUCACUAGGUCCCCCCGUGUGGUUCUGGGAUUUUUGCUCACCGUUCUUGUGAUCAUUUUGACCCCACGGGGUGAGAUCUUGCGUGGAGCCCCAGAUCGAGGGAGAUUAUCAGUGGUCUUGUAUGUCUUCCAUUUCCUAAUAAUUGCUCCCACAGUUGAUUUCUUCAAAUCAAGCUGCUUACCUAUUGCAGAUUCAGUCUUCCCAGCCUGGUGCAGGUUUACAAUUUUGUUUCUGGUGUCCUUUGACAGCUCUUUGGUCUUGGUCAUAGUGGAGUUUGGAGUGUGACUGUUUGAGGUUGUGGACAGGUGUCUUUUAUACUGAUAACAAGUUCAAACAGGUGCCAUUAAUACAGGUAACGAGUGGAGGACAGAGGAGCCUCUUAAAGAAGAAGUUACAGGUCUGUGAGAGCCAGAAAUCUUGCUUGUUUGUAGGUGACCAAAUACUUAUUUUCCACCAUAAUUUGCAAAUAAAUUCCUAAAAAAUCCUACAAUGUGCUUUUCUGGAUUUUUUUUCCUCAUUUUGUCUGUCAUAGUUGACGUGUACCUAUGAUGAAAAUUACAGGCCUCUCUCAUCUUUUUAAGUGGGAGAACUUGCACAAUUGGUGGCUGACUAAAUACUUUUUUCCCCCACUGUACAUGAAAUGAGUUUGAAUAGGAAAUAAAGCAAAAUGAAUAGGAAAUGUAGUCAUUGACAAGGUUAGAAAUAAUGAUUUUUAAUUGAAAUAAUAAUUGUGUCCUUCAAACUUUGCUUUCAUCAAAUAAUCCUCCAUUUGCAGCAAUUACAGCCUUGCAGACCUUUGGCAUUCUAGUUGUCAAUUUGUUGAGGUAAUCUGAAGAGAUGUCAACCCAUGCUUACUGAAGCAUGUCCCACAAGUUGGAUUGGCUUGAUGGGCACUGCUUACGUACCAUACGGUCAAGCUGCUCCCACAACAGCUCAAUAGGGUUGAGAUCCGGUGACUGUGCUGGCCACUCCAUUAUAGACAGAAUACCAGCUGACUGCUUCUUCCCUAAAUAGUUAUUGCAUAGUUUGGAGCUGUGCUUUGGGUCAUUGUCCUGUUAUAGGAGGAAAUUGGCUCCAAUCAAGCGCCGUCCACAGGGUAUGGCAUGGCGUUGCAAAAUGGAGUGAUAGCCUUUCUUCUUCAAGAUCCCUUUUACCCUGUACAAAUCUCCCACUUUACCACCACCAAAGCACCCCCAGACCAUCACAUUGCCUCCACCAUGCUUGACAGAUGGCAUCAAGCACUCCUCCAGCAUCUUUUCAUUUGCUCUGCGUCUCACAAAUGUUCUUCUUUGUGAUCCGAAAACCUCAAACUUCGAUUCGUCUGUCCAUAACACUUUUUUCCAAUCUUCCUCUGUCCAGUGUCUGUGUUCUUUUUCCCAUUUUAAUCUUUUAUUUUUAUUGGCCAGUCUGAGAUAUGGCUUUUUCUUUGCAACUCUGCCUAGAAGGUCAGCAUCCCGGAGUCGCCUCUUCACUGUUGACGUUGAGACUGGUGUUUUGCGGGUACUAUUUAAUGAAGCUGCCAGUUGAGGACCUAUGAGGUGUCUGUUUCUCAAACUAGACACUAAUGUAUUUGUCCUCUUGCUCAGUUGUGCACUGGGGCCUCCCACUCCUCUUUCUAUUCUGGUUAGAGCCAGUUUGCGCUGUUCUGUGAAGGGAGUAGUACACAGCGUUGUACGAGAUCUUCAGUUUCUUGGCAAUUUCUCGCAUGGAAUAGCCUUCAUUUCUCAGAACAAGAAUAGACUGACGAGUUUCAGAAGAAAGUUAUUUGUUUCUGGCCAUUUUGAGGCUGUAAUCGAACCCACAAUUGCUGAUGCUCCAGAUACUCAACUAGUCUCAAGAAGGCCAGUUUUAUUGCUUCUUUAAUCAGCACAACAGUUUUCAGCUGUGCUAACGUAAUUGCAAAAUGGUUUUCUAAUGAUCAAUUAGCCUUUUAAAAUGAUAAACUUGGAUUAGCAAACACAACGUGCCAUUGGAACACAGGGCUGAUGGUUUCUGAUAAUGGGCCUCUGUACGCCUAUGUAGAUAUUCCAUUAAAAAUCACCCGUUUCCAGCAACAAUAGCCAUUUACAACAUGUGUCUACACUGUAUUUGUCAAGCGUGCUGUAGGUGGGUGUAGUGGUGGAAUCAAGCGCAGGACACCGAAGUAUAGUCCAAAAGACUUUAGUAAUAUUUCCAACAAGGAAAAUAUGAACACACGUGCCCGAAGGCGAAAUUACGCACGAAGGCGACAAAAUAACGGCGCACUAAACAUGUGCGAAAAACGUUCCAACGUAGUGGAGUGCAGCUCAACCGAGCGAGAAUGCAACAAACAAGCAACACAACGACAGCAAAAUAUUCAAUAACACACAACACUAGACAAACACAACGAGAAACUUAUAAGACACUAAUUACGCUAAACGAGAAACAGGUGUCACAACAAACAGACAAAAGCAAACGAACAUGAAACAUACAACGGUGGCAGCUAGUAUUCCGGAGACAACGAACGCCGAAGCCUGCCCGAACAAGGAAGAGAGGCAGCCUCGGCCGAAACCGUGACAGUAUUUCUGAUCAAUUUGAUGUUAUUUUAAUGGACAAAAAAAAUGCUUUUCUUUCGAAAACAAGGACAUUUCUAAGUGAUCUCAAAUUUUUGAACGGUAGUGUAUAUAUCAAUUAUUAUUAUUAUAUACAUUUAUUUUUUUACCCCUUAUUUUAGGCACUAAACUAUCUCCAAAUAUGCUUCCAUUAGUUUUUUUAACCGGUAACAGGCUACCUUCAGGAUAGUCUUGUGAAGCUUGUGGGCGUCCUAGAGCAAAAUGUACGCAUCCUAGACAUGUACGUGUUCGCGAGAAUCACACCUUUCCACAGAGAGGUCAUAUUAGUGUGUAGCCCAAACCGUUCAGACGCUUCAGACGAGUCCCGUGACGCUUGUGGGGGUCGUAGAGGAAAACGUAGUUGAAGCUUGCGGGGCUUCGGAAAAUCGACUCGGGGGGUUGGUUUAAAAAAUCAGAUUUUAAGAAGAUACAUUUUUGAAACAGGAGAGGUUUAGCCAUGAUUUCAUGGCUGUGGUAACUAGUGGCUACCCAACACGCACCGUGAGGACCGAGGUAAUGGAAGACAGAUUGGUGGAGCUUUAGAGAGAACGCUCCAGAAGCCUUUUCAAUAAUAAAAGUUUUAUAACACCUCCAAUCCUUUAUGUAGAAUAUAAAGUCCAUACUGGUCACAUCUGACCAACCAUUCUGAAUUGGAGGUGUUGUGUUGCCCGUGUAAACGCAGCGAAUGCUAUAUAAAUAAAUAAAUUGCCUAUACCUGUGAGCCAUCAAGUGAUUUACCGGAACACAUAGCAAUGGUACCGUAGUACCGUAGGUUCUCAUUGAACAUGCCAGGAUUAGGCUUAAUCUGGGUCCAGGAAGGAAACCGGUCCUUAGAGCAAAUCCUUGCAACCCAUACCUAUGAGGCAUUUAAGUGAGUUUUUUAAAACACUAUCCUAUAUGUGUAUUUUAAACAGGACCGGGAGGUAUAAGGUUGUCACAUCCCGUCUCUGACUGCCUGUCUGUGUUGUGUUGCAGGUCCAGGCUUGGCGUUCUUGGCCUACCCAGAGGCAGUAACCCAGCUGCCCAUCUCUCUGACUGCCUGUCUGUGUUGUGUUGCAGGUCCAGGCUUGGCGUUCUUGGCCUACCCAGAGGCAGUAACCCAGCUGCCCAUCUCUCUGACUGCCUGUCUGUGUUGUGUUGCAGGUCCAGGCUUGGCGUUCUUGGCCUACCCAGAGGCAGUAACCCAGCUGCCCAUCUCUCUGACUGCCUGUCCGUGUUGUGUUGCAGGUCCAGGCUUGGCGUUCUUGGCCUACCCAGAGGCAGUAACCCAGCUGCCCAUCUCUCUGACUGCCUGUCCGUGUUGUGUUGCAGGUCCAGGCUUGGCGUUCUUGGCCUACCCAGAGGCAGUAACCCAGCUGCCCAUCUCUCUGACUGCCUGUCUGUGUUGUGUUGCAGGUCCAGGCUUGGCGUUCUUGGCCUACCCAGAGGCAGUAACCCAGCUGCCCAUCUCUCUGACUGCCUGUCUGUGUUGUGUUGCAGGUCCAGGCUUGGCGUUCUUGGCCUACCCAGAGGCAGUAACCCAGCUGCCCAUCUCUCUGACUGCCUGUCUGUGUUGUGUUGCAGGUCCAGGCUUGGCGUUCUUGGCCUACCCAGAGGCAGUAACCCAGCUGCCCAUCUCUCCUCUUUGGGCGAUACUGUUCUUCUCUAUGCUGCUGAUGCUGGGCAUCGACAGUCAGGUGAGGGAACAACAGCCAUUUGGAGUUCAUGUGUUGUGUUGUCCUGUGUUGUUGUGUUGUCCUGUGUUUGUUGUGUUGUCCUGCGUUGUUGUGUUGUUGUGUUGUUGUGUUGUUUUGUCCUGUGUUGUUGUGUUGCCCUGCGUUGUUGUGUUGUUGUGUUGUUGUGUUGUUUUGUCCUGUGUUGUUGUGUUGUUUUGUCCUGUGUUGUUGUGUUGUGUUUGUCCUGUAUUGUGAUGUGUUGUGUUGUCCUGCGUUGUUGUUUUGUUGUGUUGUUGUGUUGUUUUGUCCUGUGUUGUUGUGUUGUUUUGUCCUGUGUUGUUGUGUUGUGUUGUCCUGUAUUGUGAUGUGUUGUGUUGUCCUUUGUUCUGUUGUUGUGUUGUGUUGUCCUGUAUUGUGAUGUGUUGUGUUGUCCUGUGUUGUGUUGUGUUGUUGUGUUGUGUUGGACCAUGGAUGUACAGUAGUAUUAUCCAUCCAAUGCAGUGCUUGACUUGGUUGAGCUAAAGGAUUGCAAUACGUUUUGGCUAAUAUUCUACUAGAGGUGCAGGAACUUAAGCAGUAGAACAUGUCAGGUGCAGGAAUUCAGUUCAAGUCGAGCACUGAUCUAAUGUAUCUAACCUAAGGGGUAUACUGCAAAGGAGGAUCAAGGAGUUAGCCAGCUAACUUACCUUUUAAUUUUUCAGAAAGAUUAAUUUGAAAUUGACAUAAUCUAAUUGAUUCAACAAACGAAAAAUACAUAUCUAACUAAGCUUAGCUUUUUUAAUUAACCAUAAAAUCAAUAGUUAUUUCUGGUUGCUUAUCAAAGUUAGCUGACCAACUCAUUGAAUCUGCUUUGUAGUAUAUCCCUGUAGUAGUGUACUGUGGAGGAAUAGUAUUAUCUAAUGUGUUGUGUAGUAGUGUACUGUGGAGGUACAGUAUUCCCAGCAAACCAAAAUUGGUUCUGUGAAAGUUCCCAGAACAUUUGUUACGUUGCGUCAAAUGUUCUCAUAACACAAAAACUGUUCAGUUGUGAUGAUGAUUAUACAAUGUUUGUAUAAAACAUUCGACUGAUGUUGUAAGAAUGUUCCCAGAACACAUUUUGUCUGUUUGUGUUAUUACGUUACCUGGAAACCUAAUGAGAACGUUUGGGGAAUGUUCUGUGGUGGUUUUUACAGAUGUUGUGUACAACAGUUUAGUGAAUGUUAGGAUAACGUUCUGAUGACAUUUAAUUACAUAAAAAAAAAAAAAAUCAGAUUGUUAUCUAAAACAUUCUUUGAAUGUUUUUUUUGGGAUGUUAUCAUCCUAACGUUAGAUAAAAACCCUAACUAGAACUUAAUGGGAAUCUUAGCUAAUGUUCUUGGAAUGUUCCCAGUUUGCUGGGUUAUCUAAUAUCGUUAUCUUCUGUGUAGUUCUGCACGGUGGAGGGCUUCAUCACUGCGUUGGUGGAUGAGUUCCCCAGGGCUCUGAGAGGAAGAAGAGAACUCUUCAUCGCUGCCGUCUGCCUGGUGUCUUAUAUCAUCGGCCUGUCCAACAUCACACAGGUACAGUACACACACACACACAGGUACGGUACACACACACACACAGGUACGGUACACACACACACACAGGUACGGCACACACACACACACAGGUACGGCACACACACACACACAGGUACGGCACACACACACACACAGGUACGGCACACACACACACACAGGUACGGUACACACACACACACAGGUACGGCACACACACACACAGGUACGGCACACACACACACACAGGUACGGCACACACACACAAAUACGUCUUUAUCUUGUUGUCUGGACAUUGCUUCAGCCAGAAAACCAGAUUUCAACCAGAAAAUGAUGUCACUAAUGUCCCAUGUCAGAUAUUGCCAGCUGGGAUUGGUCUUCAUGGUGUAUUGUAUAGGGGGGGGGGGGAAAGUGCUCUGUCAUGGUUCACUUGAGGUAACUGGGUUCACUUGUAUUGUGAUGUAAUGGCAGUGUAGUUAACUUUAUCUGUGUUUAUCUAUCAGUUAGAUAGAUGUACUUAUACUUUAUCUGUGUAAUGUACUCUGGUCAGUUGAGACUAAAAUUGAGCUUUUUGGCCAUCAAGGAAAACACUAUGUCUGGCACAAACCCAACACCUUUCAUCACCCCGAGAACACCAUCCCCACAGUGAAGCAUGGUGGUGGCAGCAUCAUGCUGUGGGGAUGUUUUUCAUCGGCAGGGACUGGGAAACUGGUCAGAAUUGAAGGAAUGAUGGAUGACGCUAAAUACAUUUUUGAGGGAAACCUGUUUCAGUCUUCCAGAGAUUUGAGACUGGGAUGGAGGUUCACCUUCCAGCAGGACAAUGACCCUAAGCAUACUGCUAAAGCAACACUCGAGUGGUUUAAGGGGAAACAUUGAAAUGUCUUGGAAUGGCCUAGUCAAAGCCCAGACCUCAAUCCAAUUGAGAAUCUGUGGUAUGACUUAAAGAUUGCUGUACACCAGCGGAACCCAUCCAACUUGAAGGAGCUGGAGCAGUUUUGCCUUGAAGAAUGGGCAAAAAUCCCAGUGGCUAGAUGUGCCAAGCUUAUAAAGACAUACCCCAAGCGACUUGCAGCUGUAAUUGCUGCAAAAGGUGGCUCUACAAAGUAUUGACUUUGGGGGGGGUGAAUAGUUAUGCACGCUCAAGUUUUCAGUUUUUUUGUUUCACACACAAAAAAAUUGCAUCUUCAAAGUGGUAGGCAUGUUGUGUAAAUCAAAUGAUACAAACCCCCCAAAAAUCAAUUUUAAUUCCAGGUUGUAAGGCAACAAAAUAGGGAAAAUGCCAAGGGGGGGUGAAUACUUUCGCAAGCCACUCUAUAUCAUCUUUAAGUCCGUGUUCAUUUUCCCUCAGUACAAUAAUAUUACUUUAAUAAGUUGUGUUGAAAUCCAUUCCUGUAUCUGAUCAGAUGACGUAAUGUAGUCAGUCUACCGCGUCAUUCUAACUCAUUCAUCCACGAGCUCCCUCUUCCCCCCCGGGCUCUUUCACAGGAUCAAGCCAGGGGAAAACGAUGAUGUCUUCUCAAGCUCCACAUCCCAAACUCUAAGGUCCAGAACUCUCCUCCUAAACCGUCGUCUACUCACUGAUGUAGCGUGGCCACUGACCAAUCACUGAACGCUCCAAGUCACCCCUCUAGUCCCCUGCUUGUAUGAAACACUACCCACCCCAUUGCACCGCUCUUCACAGCAUCAUCACAUCUGUCACUGGAGAUUCAUGUCUGCAUUCUUCUUGGAUUGAAUCAAUCGGCCUAAUCAGUUGUUCAGCUCUGCAGUUCCAGUCUACCCUGCACUAGAGCUGGGCUCCAGAGCCCUGAACCUCCCAGCCCUGAACGUCCCGGCCCUGAACGUCCCGGCCCUGAACUUCCCGGCCCUGAACUUCCCAGCCCUGAACUUCCCAGCCCUGAACUUCCCAGCCCUGAACGUCCCAGCCCUGAACGUCCCGGCCCUGAACGUCCCAGCCCUGAACUUCCCGGCCCUGAACGUCCCAGCCCUGAACGUCCCAGCCCUGAACGUCCCAGCCCUGAACGUCCCAGCCCUGAACGUCCCAGCCCUGAACUUCCCAGCCCUGAACGUCCCAGCCCUGAACGUCCCAGCCCUGAACUUCCCAGCCCUGAACUUCCCAGCCCUGAACGUCCCAGCCCUGAACUUCCCAGCCCUGAACGUCCCAGCCCUGAACGUCCCAGCCAUGAGCCUCCUAGCCCUGAGCCUCCCAGGCACGCAAGCAGGCAGCUAGGCAGGCAAGCACAUAGGCUACAUCACAUCAGAUUGGUUCUAUCUUCUAUCCUGUAUCCCCCCCAUCCCUCCCUGACUUGCUGGUAUCUUUCUGCCUCUCUCUGCACACACUUGCGAAGAUUCUCCACAAUGUACCUAGUCUUCGUUGUUAUGCUUAAGACCAGUUCUAUGCCACCAGUUCUAUGCCACCACCAGUUCUACGCCACCAGUACUAUGCCCCCACCAGUUCUAUGCCACCAGUUCUACGCCACCAGUUCUAUGCCACCACCAGUUCUACGCCACCAGUUCUAUGCCCCCACCAGUUCUAUGCCACCAGUUCUACGCCACCAGUUCUAUGCCCCCACCAGUUAUAUGCCACCAGUUCUACGCCACCAGUUCUAUGCCCCCACCAGUUCUAUGCCACCAGUUCUACGCCACCAGUUCUAUGCCCCCUCCAGUUCUAUGCCACCACCAGUUCUAUGCCACCAGUUCUAUGCCACCACCAGUUCUAUGCCACCAGUUCUAUGCCCCCUCCAGUUCUAUGCCACCAGUUCUAUGCCACCAGUUCUAUAAUACCACCAGUUCUAUGCCACCACCAGUUCUAUACCACCAUUUCUAUACCACCAGUUCUAUGCCACCAGUUCUAUGCCACCACCAGUUCUAUGCCACCAGUUCUAUGCCACCAGUCCUAUGCCACCAGUUCUAUAAUACCACCAGUUCUAUACCACCAGUUCUAUACCACCAGUUUUAUGCCACCAGUUCUAUGCUACCAGUUCUAUGCCACCAGUUCUAUGCCACCAGUUCUAUGCCACCACCAGUUCUAUGCCACCACCAGUUCUAUACCACCAGUUUUAUGCCACCAGUUCUAUGCUACCAGUUCUAUGCCACCAGUUCUAUGCCACCAGUUCUAUGCCACCACCAGUUCUAUGCCACCACCAGUUUUAUGCCACCAGUUCUAUGCUACCAGUUCUAUGCCACCAGUUCUAUGCCACCAGUUCUAUGCCACCACCAGUUCUAUGCCACCACCAGUUCUAUGCCACCAGUUCUAUGCCACCAGUUCUAUGCCACCAGUUCUAUGUCACAGCUCGUUGUGAGGCCAAAUUAUGAAAACAAAGAGUUGUAUAUAAACGAGGAAACAAGUGAUUGUGUCUCUAACACUCUCCUCUCCUAUUCUGUUCUAUUCUCUGCCUCUUCCAAUAGGGUGGGCUUUAUGUGUUCAAGCUGUUUGACUACUACUCUGCCAGCGGAAUGUGCCUGCUCUUCCUGGUUUUCUUCGAGUGCGUCUCCAUAUCCUGGUUCUACGGUGAGUCAGUGACAUCACUUCCUGUUAGUGCUAUGGUGACAUCACUAACCUGACGUUGAUGACCAUGUCUUCAGACUGAUGUGUAAAGAAUUGUCCAGCGCAACUCAAUAGUCUGUGUGCAAAAGUAUUGGGGUCCGCUCAACAUAAUAGUCUUUGGGUCUGCUUAACGUAAUAGUCUUUGGGUCUGCUCAACGUACUAGUCUUUGGGUCUGCUCAAUGUAAUAGUCUUUGGGUCUGCUCAACAUAAUUGUAUUUGGGUCUGCUCAACAUAAUAGUCUUUGGGUCUGCUCAACGUACUAGUCUUUGGGUCUGCUCAACAUAAUAGUCUUUGGGUCUGCUCAACGUACUAGUCUUUGGGUCUGCUCACAUAAGUCUUUGGGUUCUCAAUGCUAGUCUUUGGGUCUGCUCAACAUAAUAGUCUUUGGGUCUGCUCAAUGUACUAGUCUUUGGGUCUGCUCAAUGUAAUAGUCUUUGGGUCUGCUCAACGUAAUAGUCUUUGGGUCUGCUCAAUGUAAUAGUCUUUGGGUCUGCUCAACGUAAUAGUCUUUGGGUCUGCUCAACGUAAUAGUCUUUGGGUCUGCUCAAUGUAAUAGUCUUUGGGUCUGCUCAAUGUAAUAGUCUUUGGGUUGCUCAAGUAAUAGUUUGGGGUCUGCUCAGAAAUAGUUUUGGGUCGGGCCUCAAUGUUUGUAAAGUCUUUGGGUCUUCAAUGUUUAAUAGUUUUGGGUCUGCUAAAGUAAUAGUCUUUGGGUUGCUCAAGUAAUAGUCUUGGGUCUGCUCAAUGAAAUAGUCUUUGGGUCUGCUAAAGUAAUAGUUUUGGGUUGCUCAAGUAAUAGUCUUUGGGUCUUGCCCGUAAAUAAGUCUUGGGUAAAGGUUGGGCUGCUCGCUUCGAGUUGGUACAAAUUCAUAUCUAAAGGACUGCUCAGUUGAGUGCAGCUUCUUGUCUUCAAUCAUAGGACAUUUGACCUACAAUGUCUUGUAUAUGUUGCAGGUGCCGAUAAGUUCCUUGCCAACAUUGAGGAGAUGAUUGGCCACAGUUUAGACUGCCUUGUUGGUCGAAGUACUCUUUGGGGUGCAAGUAGGGUUCAACGGGGUGGCUAAUCUGUUCGUUUGUCUACUCUUCUGUCUCUUUCUCAGAGAAGAGCGCUGUGAGUAGAGUCGGCUCUCAGAGAGUUGGGAGCCGGGUGGCAGGGCGAGGUGAGGCUGGAGUGGGGGUCCAAGGAGCGAGAUAUCGAGGGCGGACGAGAGAGGAGAGAGGAAGGAGAGAGCGAGCAGAGAGAAGGAGGAUAGGAGAACGAGGGAGAGAGGACGAGAGGGGAGAGAGCGAGAGGAGCCGGGAGGAAGACAGGAGAGGAGAGAGAAGAGAGGAGAGAAAGAGAGAGAGGAGAGGAGAGGAGAAGAGAAGACGAAGGAAGGAACGAGGAGAGAGGAGGGAAGGAGCGAGAGAGAGGAGCAGAGGGGCGGAGAGGAGACGAGAGAGGAGGACGAGCGCGAAGCGACGGAACGACCGAGCGAGCGCCCGCAGGCGAGAGACGAGAGAACGGAAGAGAGCGAAGAAGAGCGCGGAGAGGAGCGAGACGAGAGAGAGGAGAAGAAGAAGAGCGGAGAGGAAGCGAAAGAAAAGAGAGGAGAGAGAGGAGGGAAGAGAGAGGAGAGAGAGAGGGAAGGAGAGAGGAGAGAGAGAGGAGCAGGAGAGAGCGCGAGAAGAGACGAAAGGAGAGAGAGAGGAAGAAAGGACGAGAGAGAGAGAGAGGGAGAGAGAGAAGAGGAGGCGAAGAGAAGAGAGGGAGAGAAGCGAGAGAGAGAGAGAGAGAAGAGAGAAAGAAAAAGGGAGAGAGAGCGUAGAAAAAGCGAGCGAGAAGAUAUGAUGCCAAGAAAGAGAGAUAGGAACCGAGCAGUGAUGCAGAGAGCAUCGGGGACAAGAGCUAAGGCGAUACGAAAUACCAGAGAGAAAGUCAGAGAGGCUCCCCUCUCUCUUCCUCCUCUCUCUUCUCUCACACAUAUUCUCUCUCUCUAUCUAUCCCUCCUCCUCUCUCCUUCCUCACCCCCUCAUCCUUCUCUCUCUAUAUCUCUUCCCCUGUCUCAGUCUUUCUUCUCUCUACACUCUUAAAGCAUAGCACUACAAAUCAAUGUCAAAUCAUGAAUUUUGGUCAACUACCACAAUGUAUACAACUGUCUGGUGUUAUUGUAUGGAGGGCUGUUAGUGCCAAAAAUAAAGAACAAACUAUACAACAUAUUUUUGUCAUUAACAACUCUCCAUAUUCCUGCAACCUUGGUCAAAUCAAAUCAAAUGAAAUUGUAUUUGUCACAUGUGCCGAAUACAACAGGUGUAGACUUUACCGUGAAAUGCUGACUUACGAGCCCUUUCCCAACAAUGCAGAGUUAAAAAGUAAGAAAAAUUAGCUCAAAUAAAAAAGGAAAUAGUAACACAAUAAAAUAACAAUAAUGAAGCUAGAAGCAGUAGAGGUACUGAGUCAAUGUGCAGGGGUACGAGGUAGUUGAGGUUGAGGUUGUAUAUGUAGGCGGUCAUCCCCCUCUUCAAAGGGGGUGACACUCUAGUUUCAAACUGCUACAGACCUAUAUCCAUCCUGCCCUGCCUUUCGAAAGUAUUUGAAAGCCUAGUUAACAAACAGAUCACAGACCAUUUCGAAUCCCACCGUACCUUCUCCGCUAUGCAAUCUGGUUUCCGAGCUGGUCAUGGGUGCACCUCAGCCACGCUCAAGGUCCUAGACGAUAUAAUAACCACGAUCGAUAAAAGACAGUACUGUGCAGCCAUCUUCAUCAACCUGGCCAAGGCCUUUGACUCUGUCAAUCACCGCAUUCUAAUUGGCAGACUAAAUAGCCUUGGUUUCUCAAAUGACUGCCUCGCCUGGUUCACCAAUUACUUCUCAGAUAGAGUUCAAUAUGUCAAAUCGGAGGGCCUGUUGUCUGGACCUAUGGCAGUCUCUAUGGGGGUGCCACAGGGUUCAAUUCUCAGGCCGACUCUAUUCUCUGUGUAUAUCAAUGAUGUCGCUCUUGCUGCUGGUGACUCUCAGAUCCACCUCUAUGCAGACGACACCAUUUUGUAUACAUCUGGCCCUUCAUUGGACACUGUGUUAACAAAUCUCCAAACGAGCUUCAAUGCCAUACAACACUCCUUCCGUGGCCUCCAACUGCUCUUAAACGCUAAUAAAACUAAAUGCAUGCUCUUCAAUCGAACGCUGCUUGCACCCGCCCGCCCGACUAGAAUCACUACUCUCGACGAGUCUGACUUAGAAUAUGUGGACAACUACAAAUACCUAGGUGUCUGGUUUCCAAUAGGUUGUUCUUCUGUCUUCUCUUCCAGGGAGUUUUCCUGUUCAGUGCUGUCCAGAUGGUUCCUCUCACCAUGAACAACUAUGUGUUCCCCGCCUGGGGCCAGGGAGUGGGCUGGUGCAUGGCCCUGUCCUCCAUGCUCCUGAUACCUGGAUACAUGAUCUACAUGUUCCUCAACCUCAAGGGGGAUUACAAAGAGGUAUGGACAUCUUCUUCUUUCUUCCUCAGCUGCUGCCAAUCACUAUAUAUAUAUAUAUAUUAUAUAUAUAUAUAUAUGUAUAUAUAUAUGUAUAUAUAUAUAUAUAUAUAUAUAUAUUAUAUAUUAUAUAUAUAUAUAUAUAUAUAUAUAUAUGUAUAUUGUAUUUGUAUUUAUUAUGGAUCCGCAUUAGUUCCUGCCAAGGCAGCAGCUACUCUUCCUGGGGUCCAGCAAAAUUAAGGCAGUUAUGCAAUUUUUAAAACAUUACAGUACAUUUCACAACAGAUAUCUCAACACAUUAAGUGUGUGCCCUCAUGCCCCUACUACAUCCAUACAACACUAAAUCCAUGUGUACGUGUUUGUAGAGUGCGUGUGUUAGCAUGCGUAUGUGUAUGUGUGUGUCUGUAACUGUGUGUGUGUGUGUGUCUCUUCACAGUCCCCGCUGUUCCAUAAGGUGUAUUUUUAUCUGUUUUUUAAAUCUGAUUCUACUGCUUGCAUCAGUUACCUGUUGUGGAAUAGAGUUCCAUGUAGUCAUGGCUCUAUGUAGUACUGUGCGCCUCCCAUAGUCUGUUCUGGACUUGGGGACUGUGAAGAGACCUCUGGUGGCAUGUCUUGUGGGGUAUGCAUGGGUGUCUGAGCUGUAUGCUAGUAGACACUACUUGUAUUUGUGAGAGGUAUUGACAUGUUGACUGCACCGAGCUGUCUGUUUAAUCUUUCCUCUACUUUGAGCCAGGAGAGAUUGACAUGCAUAUUAUUAAUACAAGCUCUCUGUGUAUAUUUAAGGGUCAGCCGUGCUGCCCUGUUCUAGGCCAAUAGUAAUUUUCCUAAGUCCCUCUUUGUGGCACCUGACAACACGACUGGACAGUAGUCCAGGUGCGACAAAACUAGGGCCUGUAGGACCUGCCUUUUUGAUAGCGUUUUUAAGAAGGCAGAGCAGCGCUUUAUUAUGGACAGACUUCUCCCCAUCUUAGCUACUGUUGCUUCAAUAUGUUUCAACCAUGACAGUUUACAAUCCAGGAUUACUCCCAAGCAGUUUAGUCUCCUCAACUUGCUCAAUUUCCACAUUAUUCAUUACAAUAUUUAGUUGAAGUUUAGGGUUUAGUGAAUGAUUUGUCCCAAAUACAAUGCAUUUAGUUUUUGAAAUAUUUAGUACUAAUUGAUUUCUUGCCACCCAUUCUGAAACUGACUGCAGCUCUUUGUAAAGUGUUGCAGUGAUUUCACUCGCUGUAGAAGCUGACGUGUAUGGUGUUGAGUCAACAGCAUACACUACAUGUUAUGACAAGUUUCUCGGGUGUUCAAGUAAUCAAAGAUGUAAGAAUGUAGUUGGACACUUUGUAGAAAGUUAAUGCAAAUGUUUUAUUAAUCGGUACCGGGUUAGAGACAACAAUGGACAGAGCUUUGCCUUUUGCUGUUUCCAACUAUCGAACAAAGAUUCACUCUCCCUUAUAUACCCUUAGUUAUCUUCCUUUCACAUACAUCUGGCACUCCCUUUCUCUGUUGUUAUUACCCUUUGCCCCAGGUCAUUAUAUCCUGUCCAUCAAUCACACGACCCUAAACAUCACUAAUCUCCUUUGACAUAAGGAAUGUAGACUUCAUGCCCCAAAACCAAUUAUCUCAUAACUACCUCGGUCCUCACACUAUUAUGACAUGACAUCAUUACACUACCGUUCAAAAGUUUGGGGUCACUUAGAAAUGUCCUUGUUUUCCAUGAAAACAUACAUGAAAUUAGUUUGAAUAGGAAAUAUAGAAAAAUGAACAGGAAAUGUAGUCAUUGACAAGGUUAGAAAUAAUGAUUUUUAAUUGAAAUAAUAAUUGUGUCCUUCAAACUUUGCUUUCGUCAAAGAAUCCUCCAUUUGCAGCAAUUACAGCCUUGCAGACCUUUGGCAUUCUAGUUGUCAAUUUGUUGAGGUAAUCUGAAGAGAUUUUACCCCAUGCUUCCUGAAGCACCUCCCACAAGUUGGAUUGGCUUGAUGGGCACUUCUUACGUACUAUACGGUCAAGCUGCUCCCACAACAGCUCAAUAGGAUUGAGGUCCGGUGACUGUGCUGGCCACUCCAUUAUAGACAGAAUACCAGCUGACUGCUUCUUCCCUAAACAGGUCUUGCAUAAUUUGGAGCUGUGCUUUGGGUCAUUGUCCUGUUGUAGGAGGAAAUUGGCUCCAAUCAAGCGCUGUCCACAGGGUAUGGCAUGGUGUUGCAAAAUGGAGUGAUAGCCUUCCUUCUUCAAGAUCCCUUUUACCCUGUACAAAUCUCCCACUUUACCACCACCAAAGCAACCCCAGACCAUCACAUUGCCUCCACCAUGCUUGACAGAUGGCAUCAAGCACUCCUCCAGCAUCUUUUCAUUUGCUCUGCGUCUCACAAAUGUUAUUCUUUGUGAUCCGAACACCUCAAACUUUGAUUCGUCUGUCCAUAACACUUUUUUCCAAUCUUCCUCUGUCCAGUGUCUGUGUUCUUUUUCCCAUCUUUAAUCUUUUAUUUUUAGUGGCCAGUCUGAGACAUGGCUUUUUCUUUGCAACUCUGCCUAGAAGGUCAGCAUCCCGGAGUCGCCUCUUAACUAUUGACGUUGAGACUGGUGUUUUGUGGGUACUAUUUAAUGAAGUUGCCAGAUGUGGACCUGUGAGGCGUCUGUUUCUCAAACUAGACACUCUAAUGUAUUUGUCCUCUUGCUCAGAUGUGCACCGGGGCCUCCCACUCCUCUUUCUAUUCUGGUUAGAGACAGUUUACGCUGUUCCGUGAAGGGAGUAGUACACAGCGUUGUACGAGAUCUUCAGUUUCUUGGCAAUUUCUUGCAUGGAAUAGCCUUCAUUUCUCAGAACAAGAAUAGACUGACGAGUUUCAGAAGAAAAUUAUUUGUUUCUGGCCAUUUUGAGGCUAUAAUCGAACCCACAAUUGCUGAUCCUCCAGAUACCCAACACGUCUCAAGAAGGCCAGUUUAUUGCUUCUUUAAUCAGCACAACAGUUUUCAGUUGUGCUAACAUAAUUGCAAAAGGGUUUUCUAAUGAUCAAUUAGCCUUUUUUUUAAAUGAUAAACUUGGAUUAGCAAACACAAUGUGCCAUUGGAACACAGGACUGAUGGUUGCUGAUAAUGGGCCUCUGUACGCCUAUGUAGAUAUUCCAUAAAAAAUCAGCCGUUUCCAGCUACAAUAGCCAUUUACAACAUUAACAAUGUCUACACUGUAUUUCUGAUCAAUUCGAUGUUAUUUUAAUGGACAAAUUUUUUUUGCUUUUCUUGUUCGAAAACAAGGACAUUUCUAAGAGAUCCCAAACUUUUGAACGGUUGAGUACGUAGACACAUAGGUCAUUAGUAAAUACUUUAAAAAGUAAGGAGGAGCUUUUUAGCAGACACUUUUAUCCAAAGCAACUUAGUCAUGCAUGCAUACAUUUAUUGUUUUCCCGGGAAUCGAACCCACUAUCCUGGCGUUGCAAGAGCUCACAUACUGUCUCACAUGCUGUAUAUUCAGAGUCAAGGGGCGGCCAUUUUCUGUCCACAAAACAGCACAGCCCUUCGCAACUCCUAAAGCUUAAUAUAAAGAAAUAACCAUAUCAUGUGUCUCAGAAAGAGAUCCGUCUCGAAGGACAAAUGGCCUGCAGCUGAGAGUUUGGGGGCUUGCUUCCCAAGCUGUAGGAUUUUGUAGUAUUUUAAAUAAAUGGGAAGGCACUUAAUCCAAAACAAGUUUGGAAUAUUGCUGCUGGCGAUUACUGUUUUGAUCUUAAUCCGCAUAAAUAAUCGUUGCAUUCUCACAGACACAGUAGAAGCAAAGUUUGAGGACAGCAAAUGUUGCCCGUUAUGUCUUGAGCGUCAUGGCUCGAGCAUUAUGUCUUAGACUUGGACAGACUCAGACAGACAAAUACAGUGCCUUCAGAAAGUAGUCACACCCCUUGACUUAUUCCACAUUUUGUUGUGUUCCAGCCUGAAUUCAAAAUGGAUUAAAUAUAUUUUUCUCUCUCACCCAUCUACACACAAUACCCCAUAAUGACAAAGUGAAAACAUGUUUUUAGAAAUGUUAGGACAUUUAUUGAAAAUGAAAUGCAGAAAUAUCGAAUUUACAUAAGUAUUCACACCCCUGAGUCAAUACAUGAUAGAAUCACCUUUGGCAGCGAUUACAGGUGUGAGUAUUUCUGAGUAAGUCUCUAAGAGCUUUCCACACCUAGAUUGUGCAACAUUUGCCCAUUAUUUUUUUUCAAAAUUCUUGGUCUUUGAUCAUUGCCAGAGGUUAUUGUCCUGCUGAAAGGGGAAUUCAGCUCCCAGUGUCUGGUGGAAAGCAGACUGAACCAGGUUUUCCUCUAGUCUCCCAGUGUCUGGUGGAAAGCAGACUGAACCAGGUUUUCCUCUAGUCUCCCAGUGUCUGGUGGAAAGCAGACUGAACCAGGUUUUCCUCUAGUCUCCCGGUGUCUGGUGGAAAGCAGACUGAACCAGGUUUUCUCUAGUCUCCCGGUGUCUGGUGGGAAAGCAGGACUGAACCAGGUUUCCUCUAGUCUCCCAGUGUCUGGUGGAAAGCAGACUGGACCAGGUUUUCCUCUAGUCUCCCAGUGUCUGGUGGAAAGCAGACUGAACCAGGUAUUUCCUCUAGUCUCCCAGUGUCUGGUGGAAAGCAGACUGAACCAGGUUUUCCUCUAGUCUCCCAGUGUCUGGUGGAAAGCAGACUGGACCAGGUUUUCCUCUAGUCUCCCAGUGUCUGGUGGAAAGCAGAGUGAACCAGGUUUUCCUCUAGUCUCCCAGUGUCUGGUGGAAAGCAGACUGAACCAGGUUUUCCUCUAGUCUCCCAGUGUCUGGUGGAAAGCAGACUGAACCAGAUUUCCUCUAGUCUCCCAGUGUCUGGUGGGAAAGCAGACUGAACCAGGUUUUCUCUAGUCUCCCAGUGUCUGGUGGAAAGCAGGGACUUGAACCAGGUUUUCUCAGUCUUUCCCAGUGUCUGGUGGAAAGCCGACUGAACCAGGUUUUCCUCUAGUCUCCCAAGUGUCUGGUGGAAAGAAGACUGAACCAGGUUCGUCCUCUAGUCUCCCAGUGUCUGGUGGAAGGGUGGAAAAGCAGACUGAACCCGGUUUUUCCUCUAGUCUCACAGUGUCUGGUGGGAAAGCAACAUAACCAGGUAUUUCCUUAGUCUCCCAGUGUAUUGGUCCGGAAACGCACGACUGUAACCAGGUUUUUUUCCUCUAGUCUCCCAGUGUAUGGUGUUGAAAGCAGACUGAACCAGGGUUUUCCUCUAGUCUCCCAAGUGUCUGGUGGAAAGCAGAACUGAACCAGGUUUUGCCUCUAGUCUCCCAGUGUCUGGUGGGAAAAGCAGACAAUGAAACCCAGGUUUUCCUCUAGUCUCCCAGUGUCUGGUGGAAAGCAGACUGAACCAGGUUUUCCUCUAGUCUCCCCAGUGUCUGGUGGACAGCCGAUGAACAGGUUUUCACUAUAGUCUCCCAGGUCUGGUGGAAAGCAGACUGAACCAGGUUUUUCCUUAGUUCUCCCCAGUGUCUGGUGGACAGCAGACUGACCAGGUUUUCCUCUAGUCUCCCAGUGUCUGGUGGAAAGCAGACUGAACCAGGGUUUCCUCUAGUCUCCCAGUGUCUGGUGGAAAGCAGACUGAACCAGGUUUUCCUCUAGUCUCCCAGUGUCUGGUGGAAAGCAGACUGAACCAGGUUUUCCUCUAGUCUCCCAGUGUCUGGUGGAAAGCAGACUGAACCAGGUUUUCCUCUAGUCUCCCAGAGUCUGGUGGAAAGCAGACUGAACCAGGGUUUCCUCUAGUCUCCCAGUGUCUGGUGGAAAGCAGACUGAACCAGGUAUUUCCUCUAGGAGUUUGCGUGUGCUUGGCUCCUUUCUGUUUCUUUUUUUUCAUCCUGAAAAACUCCCCAGUCUUUAACGAUUACAAGCAUACCCAUAACAUGAUGGGCAUAACGUGAUGCACCCACCACUAUGCUUUCAUACCUGUAUAAUUAAAAAAAGUUUGAAAAGGUAGUGGAAUGGAUUUAGUGUGGUGUGUGAAGAAUCCAAUACUUUAACUUGUUUGCGGUACAAAUCACAUUAUUGUGGGAUCACCUCCUCUAAUAGUAUAAAUUCGGAUGUUUGAAAAGGUUUGAAUCCUAAGCAACCUGCAUACACAUAGUUUGAAGUACAGUAGACCAACAUAGCUACUGUAGUAGGUCAAAGCUGUGUGCUGGAAACCCUUGGUAGAGCAUGGGUGCAUUGUGGAGUUCAUGUGAAUUUAGUUUCUUUUUCGGCUUCAGACCAAUCCCUACUUCUACCUUAAAAUGUAGUUUUUUGUUUAGAAUUUUUAGACUUAGGCAUUGGUAUACAUAUAGAACUAGACAGAGACAGAGACAGAGACAGAGACAGAGACAGAGAGACAGAGAAGAGAACGAAAACUAGACAGAGACAGAGAGACAGAGAGACAGAGAGACAGAGACAGAGACAGAGACAGAGACAGGACAGGACAGAGACAGAGACAGAGACAGAGACAGAGAGACAGAGAAAGAGAAAGAGACAGAAAACUAGACAGAGACAGAGACAGAGACAGAGACAGAGACAGAGACAGAGACAGAGACAGAGACAGAGACAUACACAUAAAACUAGACAUAGACAGAGACAGAGACAGAGACAGAGACAGAGAGACAGAGAAAGAGACAGAAAACUAGACAAAGACAGAGACAGAGACAGAGACAGAGACAGAGACAUACACAUAAAACUAGACAUAGACAGAGACAGAGACAGAGACAGAGACAGAGACAGAGACAUACACAUAAAACUAGACAUAGACAGAGACAGAGGCAGAGGCAGAGACAGAGGCAGAGACAGAGGCAGAGAACAGAGACAGAGACAGAGACAGAGACAGAGACAGAGACAGAGACAGAGACAUACACAUAAAACUAGACAUAUACAGAGACAGAGACAGAGGCAGAGACAGAGGCAGAGACAGAGGCAGAGACAGAGACAGAGACAUAAAACUAGACAGAGACAGAGAGAGACAGAGACAUACACAUAAAACUAGACAGAGACAGAGACAGAGACAGAGACAGAGACAGAGACAGAGACAUAAAACUAAACAGAGACAGAGAGAGACAGAGACAUAAAACUAGACAGAGACAGAGAGAGAUCGAGACAUACACAUAAAACUAGACAGAGACAGAGACAGAGACAGAGACAGAGACAGAGACAGAGACAGAGACAGAGACAGAGACAGAGACAUAAAACUAGACAGAGACAGAGAGAGACAGAGACAUACACAUAAAACUAGACAGAGACAGAGACAGAGACAGAGACAGAGACAGAGACAGAGACAGAGACAUAAAACUAGACAGAGACAGAGACAGAGACAGAGACAGAAAACUAGACAGUGACAGAGAGAGACAGAGACAUACACAUAAAACUAGACAGAGACAGAGACAGAGACAGAGACAGAGACAGAGACAGAGACAGAGACAGAGACAGAGACAGAGACAGAGACAGGUACAUGAAACAUAGACAUAAAACUAGACAGAGACAGAGACAGAGACAGAGACAUAGACAGAAAACUAGACAGAGACGGAAACAGAGACAUGGACACAGACAUAGACAGAGACAGAGACAGAGACAGAGACAGAGACAGAGACAGAGACAGAGACAGAGAGACAGAGAGACAGAGACAUAAAACUAGACAGAGACAGAGACAGAGACAGAAAACUAGACAGAGAUGGAAACAGAGACAUGGACACAGACAUAGACAUAGACAUAGACAGAGACAGAGACGGAGACAGAGACAGAGACAGAGACGUACCUAUUGGCCAUCAAUUUAUUGAUUUAACAUAUUCCUUUAUGUGUAUUUUCACAGGAAUGGGUGGAAUAAGGUUGUCAGAUCCCGUCCAAAUAUCUGUCUGUGAACAUACACAUACUAAGAAAUAGACAUAGACAUAGACGUUCAGUUGAAAAGGUCAUAGAGAGGAAUAUGAGGCCGGUCAGUGAAAGACUGAUCAGUAAUUGUUGGUUUGGGUGUUGUCAAGGAUGGAGCGCUGCGGUCAUCACUUGUAACGAGAUGAGCAGCUGUCAGCCCCUUUGUGUCAGUCAGUGGAGUCUUGAUUGCCUAAAUUGUAGCAAUCAGUUCCUUGAUUAGUAUGUGCCAAGCAGCAGACGGAGGCUGGUUCUCGCAGACACUGAGCCAGCUAGCUAUCUAGUGCAUUAUACAAUGUUUAGCAAGAUUUUCGAUGGCAGCAAUGCGAAAGCUUAAUUUACUGCAGUGGGCUAAAUCAGGGUCACACAGAGUGUUUCUUGGUAGUCUUAAACAAAUCUACUUUGAAACAGAAGUACACACCUCACACACAUGGUUAUGGGCUUUAAAAAAAGAAGACACCUGUACCAUGUCAGAUAUAGAGUUGAAGUGUAUUCAAUUUGGAGUUUUCCUCCCAAUAUUACACUUUAUAUACAUCACAGAAGACUGAAAUAUAACAAAACCAUUUGACAUAGAAACACCGGAUUUUUGGCGGCUUUUUUGAAAUAAUGUUUAUUCAUUAUUAAAUAAUGAAAAAUAUUAAUAAUAUUCCACCCAUGAGGCCACUAGGUCAUUUGACUGCAGGAAAGGGCUACAGAUGUCAGCAAGCGGACUGAUGUUUUUAGAAACAUAUGGUUUCGUUGCAGCGUCUGCAGAUAGCAUGGUAAAGUUGUAACUCACUGCCAACAAUGCCUAAAGAUGUCAGCACAGCUGUCGUAUUUUGAAUGUAUCGUUCUCUUACACAUUGCAGCGUCUGCGGAUAAUGAUCCAGCCCCCGGUGAUGGUGAAAGGAGAACGCCAGGAGAACGGCCCUGAGCAGACUGCAGCAGAAGCAGAGAACCUGGCCCCAGCCACUGAAGAGGCUUACAUUUAAACCACGUUACAUCUGAACCCCUGCCCGUCUCCGAGGCCAACUCUCUGCAGAAAACAACGUAAUCAAGGUGAAGCGCAACCAAGGGAUUCGUCCCAAAUGGCACUGUAUUCUCUAUGUAGUGCACUACGUUUGACCAGGGC
Molecule: messenger RNA, 29433 nt
Organism: Coregonus sp. 'balchen'
Lineage: Eukaryota; Metazoa; Chordata; Actinopteri; Salmoniformes; Salmonidae
Source: the annotation of a GenBank genome assembly